Messenger RNA from Drosophila teissieri, 3414 nucleotides. It is a transcript of the gene mip120, whose product is annotated as protein lin-54 homolog. The transcript has 5 exons. The coding region runs from base 339 to 3179 and encodes 946 amino acids. Gene Ontology annotation, cellular component: nucleus. Gene Ontology annotation, biological process: regulation of DNA-templated transcription. The record is from RefSeq and is a predicted model, not a curated record. Lineage: Eukaryota; Metazoa; Arthropoda; Insecta; Diptera; Drosophilidae.
UCUCUGAUUCAUAAAUGUAAUGGAAGUCCACUCGACGGCAAUUUAAAUUGAAUUUUGAAUUUGCUGUUGCAUUCGAUUGUAAAUACGCGCUGAUAAGGCCGCCAAAUGAAAGUGCAAAUAGCAGUGAUAUCGCGACGCGCAUCUCACCGCAGUGACUAACCACCUCUCGACCGUUUCGUUCGCCCGCGACGCCCUUUGAGUUCAACGCAUUCACAUUUCCCAGUGUGCAGAUUUUCUUUUUGUUUUGCCAGCAGUCACCGCACUGCACUGCAUUCAAAACAGGUUCAACACACAAUUCCCGACACCCAACGGCACAGGAUACGCAAUAAGGACCAAACAUGGACACCAGUGGCGGAAAUUUGGAUUCCCUUGAUGACACAGAACCAUUGCCAGAGCUGAGUUUUGAAGACUUUUUGGAACCAACGUCGGAGAAGAGUUCCCAACACAUGGAAAUCGAUGCCCUGGACUCGGAGGAAGACGAUGGCGGUGGUGAUGAACUCGCUGAUUCGGCCAACGAUUCCCUAAACACGCCCCAGUUCAAGAAGAACGCGGUCCACAUACUGGAGGACAAGAGGUUAAACCCGUCCGGAGUAACCGUUUUAAAGUCGCACGCCAUUAAGGUGGUGACUGCCGGAGGCACUCCUCCGGCCAAUGCACAAGUUACGGACGUAAAGAUACUGAACAAAUUUAAACCAAUACCUAGUAGUACCCUAAAGAUCGGCAGCACAACUAUAGCCACCAAAUCCGCACCGGGCAGCAUAACAAAGACCCUGAGCAACUUGACCCAGAUUAAGACGAAAGAUGGCCAAGUCAUCUUCGUCCAGAAGUCUGUUCCUGGAACGCAAAGCAGCACUGCGGUGGCGGGGUCACCAAGCGGAGGAAUACGUCGCCUCGUGGCGCCUUCUGGUAUCCAGAAGGCAGUGCUUUCUAAGGGCGUGACCUUGGCGAGCACGGGUCUGGUCAAGGCGGCGGUUCCUGCCAAAGCAAGCACUCCGGGUCCCGCCGCAGCCAUCACCAUCAAGGGCAUCCAACCGCUGGCCGGAAGCAGUGCGAAGGCGCCAAUAUCCAGCACGCCGGCAACCACAUCCGCAUCUCUGGCACAGCCCGCCAAAAUUCAGGUAGUCCGCACUGCCGAUGGCAAAAUCAUCAAGAUCAAUCAGGCUGGUUCCUCGCUACUGCUGAAUGCCAAACAGGGAACUGGAACUACAGUCACACCAGGAGGCUCCGCCGCCACUUCUGUCAAACUUCCUCCCUCCACGGGAAAUAUGGUGCUCAACAAGCCCGUUGGCCAAGUAGUGGUGAGAACAGAAACUCCUGUAAAGCAAGCGUCGAGCUCGGUUGCCAGUGCAUCCACAACACCGGGCAAGAUGUUGGUUCAAAGUGGCGGCAAACAGAUCCUUGUAUCCAGCAAGAACAUAAUUAAGCUCUCACCAAAUGCGGGGGCUACCAGUUCGAGCAGCCACACGACGGGCGGACAGACACCUUCUACCUCUAGUGGAUUGCACGCUAUUCAGCUUCCUGGCAAGGGAGGUGUACAAUAUGUACGUGUCCUGACCAACAAUAAGAGUGCAGCCACAACAAGUGCAACGGCGUCUACGCCGAAAACAAUGCAAACGCAGAAGAUCACUGUGGUGCGGUCUCCGGCUGCUAAAAGCGUCCCUGCCAUAGCUACUACAACAUCUGCAGCAGCUGCUCCAGCUGUAGUCGCAUCGAAGGCAAAUCUUGCCAUGGGCAGCACCAACAAGAUUGUAAUGCGAACAAUGGGCGGAAGCAUUGUGCCGCUGCCUUCCAUGCAGACGUUGGUCCCAAAGCGUGCGCUGGGCGCCAGCACCAACGCCUCAAAACCAGUGAGUGCGGCGAGCAGCAGCGCCACUCCGAGUGGAAGCCAGGAGUCGCCACGUAAACACCGGCUCACCGAUCUCAACAUGCAGCUAAAGCAAUUGGCCUCGGCCAGCAGUGAUGCCAGUGACAGCAGCGAUGCGGGUCCUGAGGCCAAAAAGCCGCGUUAUGUCAUUACCAUGCAGCAAGGUUCACAAAAGGCUUCCCAGCCAGUUCAGAAAGUAAUUAAUCGGCCAGCGAACGUGCAGCGUGUAGUGUCUAGCAGCACAAGUCCCAACACCCCAAAGAAAAUCUACAACUUCGUUCAAUCGACGGGAACCAAUGGGGUCAAGUACAUGAUCUGUAACUCGGGUGUGCCCCAAUCAUCGACGAGUGCCAUGCGACGGGGAUACACUGGAUAUGUGGACAACAAGUUGCGACGCACGCUAUCCAUUUCCUCGCAACAGCAUCGCUUCAAGCAGAUGAGUACCCCGCAGCAGUCAAAACACCAGCAACUUCAAGCGCAGGCCAAACAAAAGAUUAGGCAGCAGCAGCUGCCUACCGAGCAAUCGACGCCGACCAAAGUCGAGCCAAAGCUGCCGACACAGCCGCAGGGACCGAAGGCCAACGCUUCCGCCAAGCCGCUCUUCGAUAUCCUAAAACCCCCAGCAACCGGAGCAGCAGCGGCCGUCGACGCGUUGGGCGGAAUGACAUCGCGGCGGAAGCACUGCAACUGCAGCAAGUCGCAGUGUCUAAAGCUUUACUGCGAUUGCUUUGCAAACGGCGAGUUUUGCCAGGAUUGUACCUGCAAAGAUUGCUUCAACAAUCUGGACUACGAGGUGGAGCGGGAGCGUGCUAUUCGCAGUUGCCUUGAUCGCAACCCUAGCGCCUUUAAACCCAAAAUUACAGCACCCAAUUCAGGUGACAUGCGCCUGCACAACAAAGGCUGCAACUGCAAAAGAUCAGGCUGUCUCAAGAACUAUUGUGAGUGCUAUGAGGCAAAGAUUCCCUGCACCAGCAUAUGUAAAUGCGUUGGUUGUCGAAAUAUGGAAGACCGCCCGGACGUGGACAUGGACUCUUUGGACGGGUUGAUGGGAGCAAAGGGUCUACAAAAGGACAAAGCUAGCAACAAGCAAUCGAACGAGAAUCGCGCAAAUAUGUAUUUUACGGACGAUGUCAUCGAGGCGACCAUCAUGUGCAUGAUAUCGCGGAUCGUGAUGCACGAGAAACAGAAUAUGCCCGUCGAGGACACGGAGCGCGAAGUGAUGGAGGAACUGGGCGAAAGCCUGAACCAGAUCAUCACUUUUGCCAAGGAGAAGCACGACACCUCUCAGCUAGAUGAGUCCAAGGCAACUUCUUAGGGCUGCAAAUUUAGUCACACAUGAAUUAGUUUAUAAGUUCAAAGAGUUCUUGACCUAUACUCAACCAUAUUCUAAUUUUGGCUUUCUAAAAGUUGACCUUAAAGUAACGUGUACCCUAUUAAAAUAGUUUAAAACACAAAAUGUAUAUACCAUACAUAGCAAAUUUCAGAUAUAAGACUCUUUUAUUUUGAAGCGCCUUUUGGCCGAGCAUUGUAAUUCUGUUGUAAACUUUUCC